AUGUCAAUGCGCCAUUUUUCGACGAGCAGGGUUUCGUUUAUCUUUAAGUUGGGAUCAACGCUGAACAAUAUCAAACCAGAACCUUUCAAAGUGGUCCAGGUGACUAAACCAGUGGGGUUAUUUACAAAGCCUGAGAUUAUCCCACUUGCACAGUUAAAUAACCACAAGUCGCCAAGUAAGACUUCCGAGUUUUGGGCUGAGUUUAAAUCACUAUUCAAUAAAGAGAAAAGAGAAGCAAAGCGACUAGAACUAGAAGAGGAAAUGAGAAAAGGGGGGUUGUAUGAUAUGCAUACUUAUAGAGUCACUAAAGGCAAAGUGUUUCUUUCUCCCAUCUCGUAUUUUAAAGACUCAAAAUCCCUUUACUUCCCCAAUUUAGUAGUGACUAAUUUGAAAAAUGAAACAUCUCAAUUGGCUGAUGUCUUCAAAAAUAAGGUAACCGUUCUGAAAAUCCAUAGUACGCAAGAAGGGUUCGACAUUACCAAAGAGUACUUCAGCAUCAAGAAUUCGACUGACAACUAUCUGACAGAAUCUGGGUAUCAAAUAUUGAAUCAGGAGUUUGAUAAUGUUCAAAUUGCAGAGCUGAAUCUUAUAGAAAACGGUUUAAAAGGUCUGAUCUCAAAGCUCUCCCUUGGCCAUCUUAGAAAAAUAAUCCCGGCCUCAAGACAUGACUCUUACUUUUCAGCCAAGAGAUCGUUGUUACCAAUGAAGUUACGAGAGGAUAUAUUUUUGAGAAAUUUAUAUACAGGGUACGUUUACGUGGUCGACCAGGAGGGCAAGAUUAGGUGGCUGGGAUGUGGAAAGCCUACUGAAAAGGACCAUGAAAUGUUAUGGAAGGCUGUUAAGGGAGUCUCGGCUGAAUAA
Molecule: messenger RNA, 861 nt
Organism: Komagataella phaffii GS115
Lineage: Eukaryota; Fungi; Ascomycota; Pichiomycetes; Pichiales; Pichiaceae
Product: Mitochondrial inner membrane protein
Exons: 1
Coding region: 1-861 (286 amino acids)
Biological process (GO): mitochondrial proton-transporting ATP synthase complex assembly
Cellular component (GO): mitochondrial inner membrane
Source: RefSeq, a predicted model, not a curated record